Molecule: messenger RNA, 1488 nt
Organism: Entamoeba nuttalli P19
Lineage: Eukaryota; Evosea; Mastigamoebida; Endamoebidae
Exons: 1
Coding region: 1-1488 (495 amino acids)
Source: RefSeq, a predicted model, not a curated record
AUGUCUAAUGCUUUGUAUAAUCUUAAUUAUACUAAUUUUGAAGAAGCAUUAAAACAAAAUCAAUAUAUUUUUGUUAAAUUUACAAUCACUAAGAAUUGUCCAUUUUGUGAUGAUUAUACUCGUGAAUUUAAUCAAUUAUCUAUGUUUAUGGAUAUUCCAUUUGGUUCAGUUAUUUGUGAAGAUAAAGAUAUUGAGUUAUGUGAAAAACAAAAUAUCACUGUUUUACCAACUUCAAUCUUAUACAAAGACGGUAAACAAUAUCGGUCAUUAUAUGGAAUGUAUGAAUAUGGUAAUAUUAAACAAUGGGUUAAAAAUAUGUUAGAACCAACAUAUAUUGAAGUUAAAAAUGAAGAAGAAAUUAAGUCAUAUAGAACCAAUAAUAUGGUUCUUAUUACUUCAUAUUUCCCAAGUAGAAAUGAUGAACAAGAGUAUCAUUCUAUGUUACAAUAUAUUUCUAAUGAUGUUAAAAGAUUUAAACAACAAUUUAUAUAUAUUAUAAGUGAUAAAUAUAAAAAACCAACUAUAGUAAUUAAUUCAAUUACUUCUGAAGAAGAUGAAUAUUCAUUAGAAUUUGAAUUAGAAAGAAAUCAAACAAUAUUGGAAUAUAAAUUAUUAUUAGGAUUUAUUCCACCAUUUUCUUCAUUAAAUACUAUUCAAAAUCUAUUAGAACAAAUAGAAACACCAAUAUUACAUUAUAUUUAUGAUACUAAAAUGUUAAAAUCAACUCUUAUGAAAGAAAUAGCUAAAAAAUACCAAUUAAAACUUCCUUUUGUUACUGAAAGAGCACACGAAUCAAAAGUAUUAGCUGGACAUAGUCAACAAAUAUAUCCAUGUAUUUCAAUUAGUUUUGGAUUACAAGUAUAUUCAAUGAAUGAAAGUACUGAAAUUACAAAAGAAAGUGUUGAAAGUUUUAUUGAAAAUUUCUUUUCAGGAAAACUUCAACCAGCAAAGAAACAUAGAACAUCUAAUCCACAACUUCUUUCACAUCAACCACCAAUUAUUACUUCUGAUAUUUAUGAUGAAUAUACAAAAGAAGAUGCUGCUAUUGUUAUAUGUCCAUUUUCAUUUAUUAAAUGUCAAGAAUAUAUUCACUCUGUAAUGAAAGGAAUAUAUCAAGCAUUUGAAAAUACUCCAAUCAAAUUUGGUGUAAUAGACAUAGAAGAAGAUGACAUUAUUCCAGAAGAACAAAUUGUUUCAUAUCCAACUAUUGUACUUGCUACUAAAGAUGUUAAUAAAACCCAUAUCAUUUUUAAACCUAUAACUAGUUUUGAUCCAAUAGAAGUUGUUAAUGAAAUUAAUCUUCAUUGCCAAUUUAAAUUAAUUUUAAAUAAUAACGAAGUAGUUCAAUUAAGAAAAAGUGUAGAACAAAUAGUCGCUGUUAUUAGAGCAAAUGAAAUUGUUGAGAGUGAAAAUAAAAAUACACAAAAUCAAGAAAGUAAUCAACAAAAUGAUUUAACAAAUAAAGAAAAGAACAAAGAAGAGUUAUAA